Postia placenta MAD-698-R-SB12 is the source of this 753-nucleotide messenger RNA. RefSeq lists its product as hypothetical. The transcript has 7 exons. Lineage: Eukaryota; Fungi; Basidiomycota; Agaricomycetes; Polyporales; Adustoporiaceae. The record is from RefSeq and is a predicted model, not a curated record. Bases 1 to 753 code for a protein of 250 amino acids.
AUGUCUGUGUCAAGCAUGGAUGAAGCCCAAUUCCUACAAUACGCUCAGUAUAGCUUGAUAGACGGCUAUAUGGAUAUCAUGGCUAUGAUGGUGUGCCAUCAUGUGAACGAGCUCAUCUCGGACUUACUGGCCAUAGCUACUGCCUGCGGCACAUAUUUCGCCCAAGCGUCAUUUGCAUCGAUCCGAGUCUAUGCCCUUGACAGUCGGCGGUGGAUGAAAGCCGCCAUCGUGAUGAUGUUGGGGCUUAUGCCAGUUGCCAUCAACAUUUAUGGUGCAUCCAAAACAGUCAUGACUCAUACCGCAGAGGGUUGCUUCCUCGGAUAUUCAUACUCCACCUUCAGGAGUCAUAUGUAUGUCACGCCAUCACCACACAGGAUCAGUACCGUGGUGCUAUGCCACUUCUUCCUUGAUCUCCGCUAUUUCUCCAGCCUGGAACUCAAUGACAGCACCAUAUCCUCCCGUGGAAGCCCGUCCCUAAGCUUCGCAUCAAGGAUCAUCGGCAACUUGGGCGAGAUGCUCGUGGAAAACUCUCAGGCCUAUGACGAUGACGUAGACCGUGAGCUAGAGGACCCCACUGAUUCUGAAGAAGUCAAUGCAGCAGUCGAUCUUGACGACAGUGUUGACAAGGCUCAGACUCGGACAGCCACCACGGAAGUCCUCGAUCAGACGACUAGCGAGGGAGGCGCUGCUGACUGCGGGUUGCCUGAGUCCCCAGAUGAGGAUUUCGACCCGCGCGUGAUAGAGAUUGUCUAG